GCGCAUGCGAAGUACCCAUUCCCUUCCGAGGUCCAAAACCUUAACCAAGAUGGCGACUCAGUGCUGUGAAACGUGAUUUGGCCGUUCGAAACUUCGUGUAAAAGUAGCAGGUCAGCCAGCGCCAAAGAUGGCACUUUCAAGCCAUGGAAUAAGUUUUGGUGACUUCCAAGAUAUCGAAGCGGAGGAGUAUGAGAAUCUAUUUGGCACCCUCAAGAAGCCUUUACAUAAUAGCUACUUAGAGCUGCCAUGGAAUGAAGAUGAUUACAUACAAGAUGCAGUUGCAAAGUCAAUGCAAGACAACGUUGCUGCAGAUGCAAGCUUGGAUGUUCCAGUGCCAGGGUUUUCUCAGCAACAGCAGCAGCAGCAGGAGCAACAGCAGGAGCAACAGCAGAUGUUGCAGCAGCAGCAGCAGCUUAACUUACAUCUGCAGCAACAGCAUCAGCAGAUGCAAAUACAACAACAGAUGCAACAGCAGCUUUUCCAACAACAGCAGAUGAUGCAGUAUCAACAUGAGCAUCAGCAGCAGCAGCAGCAGCAGCAACAGCAACAACAACAUCAGCAGCAACAACAACAACAUGAACAGCAGCAGCAGCAGCAACAACAACAACAACAACAGCCUAGCAGUACUCAAGCCCCACCUCCAGUCACGUCUACCCAGGCCAUACAUGGCUACUCUCCAAUUUUACCACCCGGACUCCUAGGCAUGGGAGCACAACCGCACCAGGAAAUGUAUGCACAAUUAGUGGCCCAAACACAACACUUGCUAAUGCAGGGCCAUUUCUCUACUCAUCAACAGCCACAACUAACGACCCAGGCAGCACAACCUCCUUCUGAGGCUUCGGGUGGUCAGAUAAUGCCCGACGAAGCAUCCCGCAGUUCUGAUGGACAAACUACCGAUUUGUCUGACAAAAAAAGGCGGAACAAAAAGAAGCGUGAUCCUAGUUAUUACGUUAACCUCUAUGAUGAUCCCAAGCAGUACGGGAGAACAGAGACUGCCUAUUAUGCUGACAAUGAGAGCAGUGGGAGUAGCAGUGGGGCUUCCAGUGAAGCAGCUAGUGGUGUCAGAAGUGGGAUUGAACUGGGAGACAUGCAAGUCAACUUGGACAUAGCUGCCAAGGAUGUGAGCAAGGAGUCCCAAGAUGGGGCCCAACCCUUCCAAAACCAACACGUACAACAGUUGAACUCUCCCUCCCCUGAUAAGAAAGAUACAGAAUUGUUCACACACCAUGCACCAGAAAGAACUAGUCCCACUGCAGUCGGUACAAACGAAGAGAAGCAAAACACGGUCUGUAAUGACCCCUCUGAUGCACAAAUGCCAAAAUCUGUCAACUCACAACUCCAGGUGCCACAGAAGCCCACGCCAGCGACGGAACCUAGUGCAAUACCAACCCAAACCGUGCCCGCCAAAGUGAAGCAACAAGUUGUGGAAUAUCCAAGAACUAAGGCGAGUCCCAAGGAGGAAACCGUCAAUCCUUACGGCUUGUCCUUUGGAUUGGGAGCCAGUUUACCCACAGAGGCAGAGUGUACAUCACAGAGUCGAUCAACCGAAUCCAGUACUGUCAAAGAGUCCAAACAGGAAAAAACAAACAUGAGUGUCUCAAAACCCAAAGAGGAACCUGUAGUGAGCAACGCACAACAACUGAGUCCUAAAGAAUGCCAACCCGAAGUCAGUGUCGCUGCUGUUACUCCAGCUCCGACCGAAGAAGCUCAAACUCCGAAACCAGAAGAAGGAGCCAAGACUCCAACGGUUGCCUCACCACCAGCUGCACCCAAGCCAACAAGUUGGGCAGGCCUCUUCAAAUCCCGUGCCUCAACGGCUCAAGCCCUGCCUACCACCAUUGCAUCUCCUGAUACAUCAGAAUCGCCUCAAGUCGAAACCAAAGUAGCAGUACAGUCCGACACUGAUGAUAAGACACCAGUGUCGACGGAAAAAGAUCCGAGGGCUAAAGAAUUGGGAGGAGUCCUGAGCCGUGUAGCCCUGAACCACCGUGCUAUGUACAUCUUGCCAAGAGGCUUGAAGAACAUCGGCAACUGGUGCUACGUCAAUAGUAUCUUACAAGCAUUGCUAGCCUGUCCACCAUUCUAUCAUCUGAUGAAAUUUGUGCCAUUCUUUCCUAUGCAACGAGGGCCAAGUUCAACACCCAUGAUGGAUGCCAUGGUUGAGCUGGUUAGCCAGUUUUCCGAGCAGAGCGGCCGCACCAUGCCCAAGAAGGGAAGUAUAGACAUCAAAGCAGGGACAGCCUUUGAGCCUCGCGUAGUUUAUCAGAUGAUGGCUGUGGCUAACACCUCCAUGUCUGUCAAGCAAGGACAUCAGGAGGAUGCAGAGGAAUUUCUUGGCUGUCUCCUGAACGGUCUACAUGAGGAAAUGCUGGCACUCAUGAAAUACUACGCACCGUCAAAAUACGGAGAUGCCAGCAGUUCCUUGAAUGCCAAGACUAACGGUCUGCCUGUCGCUAACCACACUAAGACAGACGAUGAGGAUGAUGAUGACGCUGAUGAUGAGUGGGAACAGGUCGGGCCACGGAACAAGAGCAGUAUCACACGAUCGGCUUACUUCAAUCGUUCGCCAUUGUACGACAUCUUCGGAGGUCAAAUGAGGUCAGCUCUCCAUCAACAAGGGUCCAAAGAGUCUGCCACCCUCCAGCCGUUCUUCACAUUGCAGCUGGACAUUCAGUCUGAUAACAUCUGGUCAGUGUCUGAUGCCAUCAAUAAUCUGGGCAGCCGAGAGGCACUCCAUGGUUUCACAUGCAACAAGACCAAGCAGGAGGUUGAAGCCUCUCGACGUAUCACUCUUGAGGAACUACCUCCCGUGUUGACGCUUCACCUGAAACGAUUCGUCUACGAUAAAUCUGGUGGAUGUCAGAAAGUCAUGAAGAAACUAGAGUAUGGAGUGGAACUAGAGAUCAAUAGAGACCUUCUGUCGCCGAACAUCAAGUCCAAGGCUUUGUACGCACAGCGCAGUUACAAAUUAUUUGCCGUGGUGUACCACACAGGUAAGGAAGCCUCUGGUGGACAUUACAUCACUGAUGUCUUCCACGCUGGUAGUAACAGCUGGCUGCGACUCGACGACAGCAUCGUGAAGCCGAUACGGUUACAUCAAGUCACUAAGCCACUGGCUGCCUACACACCGUAUCUCCUGUUCUACAGACGACGCGACUUGAUCUAAUGGGGCUAGGUGAUUAUUGGCUCUGCGCGUGAACUCCCGAGGGCGCCCUUUAGGCAUUUAUAUGUCACUGGUUCACGUGAGCUGGUCAUCUGUUACCAUUUGAGAAUCGUUAAAUUACAAUUUGUUAAAAUGUAAUUUAACAAAAGCAAAGUUGGCUGGUAUUCUGUCCCGCUGGUAUAUUAUUAACUUGAAAAGGAGGAUGUUGGAACCAGCUUAGUGGUAAAAAAAAGCGUACUUUGAUUCAAGUACCAUGGAUGUGUAUAAACAAGGUUUAUUUAAUGGGUGGAGUUUUGUAUCAAGGGUUUAGGUUUGAGGAGCUGGAUGUAAAAGCUCCAUUUAAUAUAAAGUAUGUCGAUUCACCAGGGUAAGUCCUUGAUUGUUGUACAGUUUAGCAUUAUUUGUAAAGAUCAGAAAACAAAAACAAAAACAUAAUAAAUAUAUGCUUGCAUAAUAAGUGCCUAUUAAUAAUGUACAGUGCGUUUCAAAAUUUACGUUAAGUUGAUGAGUUGUUGAUAAUAAGUUGUUGAGUUUUACUUCUGAUGGACGUUCAACUCAAAAUUUUUGUAGAGUUUCAGUUUAUGAGUUUAAAAAAUUUACUUUGAUAAUUGACCUUUACUUUUUGGCCUGUAACACGGCACCUUGGUUCCCUUUUUAAGUUUGAG
Molecule: messenger RNA, 3828 nt
Organism: Patiria miniata (bat star)
Lineage: Eukaryota; Metazoa; Echinodermata; Asteroidea; Valvatida; Asterinidae
Gene: usp10
Product: ubiquitin carboxyl-terminal hydrolase 10-like
Exons: 14
Coding region: 128-3166 (1012 amino acids)
Biological process (GO): DNA damage response, signal transduction by p53 class mediator; regulation of autophagy; protein deubiquitination
Cellular component (GO): cytosol; nucleus
Molecular function (GO): cysteine-type deubiquitinase activity; cysteine-type endopeptidase activity
Source: RefSeq, a predicted model, not a curated record